AAAUUACUAAAUCGAUUAGUGAUUCAUCGAGACUCUGCUAUCGAUAUCUAUUAGCUAUCGUUAAGCUUAAUCAGCUGGGUGUGCGGGAAUGUCCCUUGAUUUUGGAGAUGCUGGAGCAAAAACAAAUAAUAAAUUACGUAGUUUAUAAUCGCACAGUAAUAACAAAUACAAUUUUAAAAAUAAUGUACUUAUAAACGCUUAUAACAGAAACAGCAAUCGUAAAAGUUAACCAAUAUCCAACAACGCGAGAAGUUAGCUUGUGAAUUUAUCUGGGGCUCUGUGAAGGAAUGUCGGAGAAAGUACCUGCUGUCGCAACUGCGUCGCAGUCGAUGGAAUGCGCUAGAUUGAGAGAAUUUAAAGGUUUCUUGAGUGAUUUAGUACGAGAAUCAGUGAAUAAUGCUGCAAGCGCCGGUGAACCAACGCGUAUCAGCAUUUCCCGUAGCAGUAAUGAAACAUAUCCGGUGCGCUCACAGGAAGUGCCCGCUGAAAUAAUUAUGUCCGUAUGGAAUCAUCUUCAAUUAAAGCAAUGUCCGCGAUUUUUCCAAUUACCCAUAUUGCGUAUUGUUGCCGCAGAAGUUGAAGAAGGGUGCCGUAAUGCCAAGGAAUGUGAGUUCAACGCCAGCGGAAAACAAGAUCAAAACAAACCGAAAACAGCAACAGAUACGGACAUCGUUUAUGAUUUGGUAAAACUACAGAAGUAUGUUGUGAACAAUUUGGAAAAGUUACUCACCCGUUUGACGGAUAAUACAGAGGCAGGCAAUUUGCAAAAUUAUGCAGAAAAAGAUGCACUGUGCGCAGAUGGUUCGAAAUGUACCUGCCAUAUUGCUGUAUCACCGCUUCCAACUGCUUACACAGUGGGUCACAUUAAAAAUAAGCCACGUAAAAUGGAGGAUCGACAUGUUUGUUUAGAGCGCUUCAGUGAUUUAUAUGAAUUAAAGCAACCGUACAGCUUUUAUGGUGUAUUCGAUGGUCAUUCAGGGCCGUUGGCGGCCAGUUACGCAACAAGCCAACUGCCAUACCUACUAGCCGAAAGCUUGAAAACCACAACCGAUGAGCUGGAUGAUGUAAAAUCUUAUCGCGAAGCUUUUGAGCAUUCCUUCUUACAAACAGAUAAAAUGUUCACACAAAAAGGCAUUUCCAGUGGUACAACUGCGGUUUGUAUGCUAUUGGCACAACGCAAACCACCAUCGUUUGAUGGGCAUUUAUAUGUCGCAUGGGUAGGCGAUUCGAAAGCAUUACUAGUUAGUCCCACGGUAAGUUUACAAUUAGUUAAACCACAUAAACCAGACGCGCCCGAUGAACGCAAGAGGAUCGAAAUGGCGGAGAGUGGUGGAACGGUUAUGUACGUUCAAGGGCAAUGGCGUGUUAAUGGCAUUUUGAAUGUAUCGCGCUCCAUUGGCGAUUAUUCCGUGACCCCAGCAAUUGCAGAGCCGGAUUUUGUAGACGUGUCGCUGACAGCGGCGCAUGACUUCAUCGUUUUGGGUACAGAUGGACUAUUCGAUCACGUAUCCGAAGCUAAAUUGGUAGACACAAUUUACAAGAUCUUGGCUGAUGCAGAGCAAAAAAUUGAAAACAUUCCGAAAAUUCUUAUAGAAUUGGCAAAAGAAGGCGACUCCCAAGACAAUAUUACAGUAGUUAUUGUAUUUUUGAAAAGACGUCUCGAUAUUGUGGAAAAUUUUAAAAGCGCAUAACUUAAAUUAUUGCAAACAAAAGUAUAAACAUAAAUAGAUGCUAACUAUAUUUUAGGGAUAUCGGCAAAUUAAUAUAAUAGCAUACCAUAUUUAGCAGAUUUUAUUUCUACACAACCAAAUUCUUUAUAGCAAUUAACAAAGUGCUUUACAGCUUAACGAGUUAACCUUUGUUUUUGGUUAUUGUAAAUAGGCUAUAUAUGUAUACUAUGUACGCUUCCAAGUGCUAAUUGAUGCCGCAUUGUUAAAUAUUUGUGCCUGCAGCAAAUUAGUAUACAUUUGCAAAUAUUUUCAUUGCUCAACAGACGAACGCGUUCAAUAAAAGUUCAAAUUUUUAUAAACACAGGUUUAUAUUUACACAAGUAAAAAUAUUACAAUGUAAUUUUAACGCUAGCGCAAGAUUAGAAAAAUAAAUACCUAUAUAAAAAUUUAAACACUUUUAAAUCCAAGCAAAUCGAAUUUAGUUUGUAGCUUAUCAACUUGACGCGAAAUUUUAAAUGGAUGUAACUUUUUUUUUUAUGGUAAUCAUACACACAUACACAUUUCUGCAUACAAAUGCACUAUGACAUACAUAUAUGAAAAACGCAAGUGCGUUAAAAUUUCUAUUUGUUACACAUUUACAUUAUAAUGGCUAAUUGUUGUUCAAAGCAGAUUUAUGUUGAUCAAAUUAAUCUUAAGGCUUUACAUAGUACUCGUAGAAAAAUGUUUGUAUGUUAAAUCAAAGUAAAUAUGUAAUACACCUAACACCACAAAAGUAUCCAGUUUUGCCCACUUCAAUUAUGUACCUACACAAAUGUAUAGUAAAAAAUUUUAAUAUUUUUACCACAGUUGUAUAAGAUUAAAAUUAAAGUA
Molecule: messenger RNA, 2540 nt
Organism: Rhagoletis pomonella (apple maggot)
Lineage: Eukaryota; Metazoa; Arthropoda; Insecta; Diptera; Tephritidae
Product: protein phosphatase 1F
Exons: 1
Coding region: 288-1691 (467 amino acids)
Biological process (GO): negative regulation of protein kinase activity; protein dephosphorylation
Molecular function (GO): protein serine/threonine phosphatase activity
Source: RefSeq, a predicted model, not a curated record